CUGUUGUCUUUAUUAUCUCCCAUACCUUCAAUUAUGAGAACCAUAGUUGUGGUAUUCUUCUUGUUUCAAAGUUUUAGAUUUGAUGUUAAUGCCUUCGGGCUUUCUUAUCAUUUCUAUGAAAAAACAUGCCCACAAGUUGAGGACAUUGUGAGAGAUGGCCUUCGCCCUUUAUUUCUCACCGAUCCCACUUCUCCAGCUGCUUUGUUGAGGCUUAUGUUCCAUGACUGUCAAGUUCAGGGAUGUGAUGCUUCCGUUCUAGUUGAUCCAGGUAGUGGAAGUGAUGCAACGGAGAUGAAAGCAAAUAAGAAUUUUGGAAUUAGGAGGAGGGAGUUGAUAAGCAUUGUUAAAUCAAUGGUGGAAGCUCAAUGCCCCCAACAAGUCUCUUGUGCCGACAUUCUCAUAUUGGCAGCUCGAGAAGCCGUGGCCGCUUCCGGAGGGCCAUGGAUUAACGUUCCGUUGGGGCGGCGGGAUUCAUCGCAGGCCCCUAGCUAUCGACUUGCUGACGCAUUGCUCCCUCCUGCAACAACUGGAGUUGUUGAUAUGCUCAAUAUUUUCUCCAAGAAAGGAAUGACUCUUGCAGAAUCCGUCGCCAUUUUGGGUGCUCAUACGCUGGGGAUAUCGCAUUGUUCAAACAUCCAGAACCGAUUAUACGGUCAUAAAAAUGGCGAGCUUAGAGCCAUGGAGCCUAGUUUUGCAGCAUUUUUGAGGCUAACCUGUCGGGAUGGAUCUUUAGCCUCAAAUUUAAGCUUUGUUCUCAACGAUCCGACGCCAUUUGCAUUCGAUAACCAAUAUUAUGUUAAUGCGAUGCGAGGCCGAGGACUGGUGAGAAUAGAUGCCGAAAUGGUAUCGGAUCCCAGAACAGUUGGCCUGAUGCAACAUUUCGCCAUGAACGAGGGUGAUUUCUUUAGGGUUUUCUCUUCUGCAUUCGUGAAGCUAUCUGGUUAUGGAGUUUUGACUGGGAAACAAGGUGUGGUUAGAAAGAAUUGCUAUGAAAUAAGGUGAUUAGAAAUUGUAAUUGGGUUCCUUAUAUCUGACGUAGGGAACGAUUAUCCUAUCUAAAUCUACUCAUUGUUGAUUUGGUCUUUAUAUUCUAUUUUGGAUUUUUUAAA
Hibiscus syriacus is the source of this 1109-nucleotide messenger RNA. Its product is annotated as peroxidase 29. The record is from RefSeq and is a predicted model, not a curated record. Lineage: Eukaryota; Viridiplantae; Streptophyta; Magnoliopsida; Malvales; Malvaceae. The coding region runs from base 34 to 1002 and encodes 322 amino acids. Gene Ontology annotation, biological process: hydrogen peroxide catabolic process; response to oxidative stress. Gene Ontology annotation, molecular function: peroxidase activity; heme binding. The transcript has 3 exons.